AUGACUGCCGUUAGAGGCAUGGUAGGUUUAAGGAUUAAGGGUCUACCUAGGGAAAGGUACAGUGCAGUAGGCACGCACUUUGCUGGGUUGCUGCUACUUCAGGCCAGGUUUGUUCCUUCAUUUCCAUUAUCCAUUCCCACUCCCAUCUUGUACCUGCCUGUUAUCACUUUCAUCCGUCAGCGUCACGUCAUUGUCUCAACCGUCGCUGCUCAACGCUCGCUACUACCAAUACCUCCAUACUUUACUGCGCAGUUACACGGUAAUGCUUUUAAAUACCCUAACGAACUCUCCGCCCUUCGCCGUACCCCAGCUACCACCACUGCCGCUUCCGCAACCUCCGCCGCGGCUCGCCAUAUCCGGCUCUUAUUUCCAGCGCCUACUGCCAACAGCCGAAUUCCGACAGCAUAA
Messenger RNA from Fusarium graminearum PH-1, 408 nucleotides. RefSeq lists its product as uncharacterized. Bases 1 to 408 code for a protein of 135 amino acids. The transcript is spliced from 2 exons. NCBI's taxonomy places the organism in Eukaryota, Fungi, Ascomycota, Sordariomycetes, Hypocreales, Nectriaceae. The record is from RefSeq and is a predicted model, not a curated record.